This is a messenger RNA of Pyrus x bretschneideri (Chinese white pear), 1338 nucleotides long. RefSeq lists its product as uncharacterized. The record is from RefSeq and is a predicted model, not a curated record. Lineage: Eukaryota; Viridiplantae; Streptophyta; Magnoliopsida; Rosales; Rosaceae. The transcript is spliced from 2 exons. The coding region runs from base 688 to 1242 and encodes 184 amino acids. Gene Ontology annotation, biological process: response to hydrogen peroxide; response to salt stress; protein complex oligomerization.
GAGAGGAUCAUAACACUCGGAGGGCCUUUCCUCAUCCGAAUUGCGUAUCAAAUUUUCAUCAUACACAUCACAACCAAAAUAGUUCAUUUCUUACGUCAUAUAAUUUAAAGAUUAUCUCUCAAAAAAUUAACUUAAUAAAACAGUUUGAUAUAGUUAAAAUCCUCAUGAGGAACCGUCAAUUUGUUGAUAAUGGCUAAAUGAUCCCUAAUUUGAUUAAUUUUUAAAGAGAUGCUAUUAAAUAGUUAUUGAGAAAUUGAACGGUUCUAAUUAAAGAUUGUUCAUAGCAAUUAUACGCUUUGCUUCCUUGUCGGCAAAAUAAUUUUUUUCCACAGUUCAGUAUAUACGCUUUGCAUCCUUGUCGUCAAAAUAACUAUUUUUCCACAGUUCAGUAUAAAGCCUUUAGCUGAUGAUGUGCUCUGGAAGUAGUAGCAUAUGCUUGAUAUCUUAAGGAUGAAGAAAUUAUAUCAAUGCAGGAACCAGAAAACUUAAGAAAAGUAAAAAAAAAGUAAAGAAAUCGAAUCAUUCUCUUUUGAAAGGAAACCCAGAAGAAACCUUUUAGCCUAUACCUACCUUGUCCCCAACCCUUUCAGCAUGUAUCUAUAAGAUGAAAGAAAGAGAGACCUUCAUGAAUUCCUUUUGCAUUCCCUAUUGAAACCCUUAAAGAGAGAAAAGAAUUAUUCAUCACCAAUGGAAACGAAAACUGCAGCACAGGAUGAGCAGUUUUAUGAGGAUUUUGAACCGUUUUGCCAAUGGAAUAAGGAGGAAGGAUUUAACAUUCUUGAAGUACAUCUACCAGGUUUCAAAAGACAAGAUAUUAGAGUUCAAAUCAACAAUUUGGGCAUCCUAAACAUUAGCGGAAAGCAACCUAGGGUUGAAGAAACUACAUCUGCUUUACCCAGCCGCUUCUGUAGAGAGAUUAAAAUUUCUAAAAAUUGUACUACGAACGGAAUCCGUGCUAAGUUUUCCGGUGGAAUUCUUUCCAUAACUAUUCCAAAGAAAGCUCAGCAUUCUAACGCAUCAGCUGGAUCACACGGGGCAGAUAAUGCUGCAUGGUCGUCAGUUAAUGACUACUUAGUUUGUUUAAGAAGCAGAGUUUUGAGGCCAAGACUGAGCAAGAAGACAGCGGUGGUGGUUAUUCUGGUCAUGGCGCUGGGAGGUUAUGCAGUAUCUAGAUAUACAAAGUCAGCUAGCUCCGUGAAUGCCUUUGAUUUGAGGGAACUUCCAUCAGAUCAAGUUCCAUGAAUGCCUUUGUAGCAAUACUAGCAAACUAGCAAGUACCGUUGAAAAAUUGUAAUCAAUUAUAAUCACAACACCAUAUAUACUAAUUAACCGAAUAAA